Molecule: messenger RNA, 3444 nt
Organism: Trichosporon asahii var. asahii CBS 2479
Lineage: Eukaryota; Fungi; Basidiomycota; Tremellomycetes; Trichosporonales; Trichosporonaceae
Product: Pol II transcription elongation factor
Exons: 3
Coding region: 1-3444 (1147 amino acids)
Biological process (GO): regulation of DNA-templated transcription
Cellular component (GO): Cdc73/Paf1 complex
Molecular function (GO): RNA polymerase II complex binding
Source: RefSeq, a predicted model, not a curated record
AUGGCCGAAGAGCAGCCGUCCGGCGGCCGCAUCCACACCGUUGCCGGCCCUGGAGCUACCGAGGUCGACAUCGACCUCGACACGCUCGGUGAAGCCGAAGUCGCCGACGCCCUUACCGAUCUCCUCACCGACUACUCCGCCGAAUGCAAGGAAUGGACGCUGUUCGCCGGAGAGCACUGGCGUGCGGGACGGUUCGAGCGUGCUGAGCAGGUUCUGCUCAGUGGUAUCAAGUUCUUCGGCAGCGGCGGACAUGUCGACUCUGUUGCCCUCUCCAACUUGUACGCCAUGCUCGCGCAUCUGCAUCUCGCAUGGGCCAGGACGGCGCCGACGGUGGUGCUUUCCCAAGCCAAGAGCCACUACUCAGAGGCGACAGCCCACUUGAAUCGCGCGGAUGAGGCCAUGCGUAGCUCUGGAGCGAACCCGGAUGAGGAGCCCGUUUCGCUGUCGAUGGGCAAGAUCAUUCUCUAUUCGGCCCGCGGACAACAGGGAACGGCUGCGCCUCUGGUCGAGCGCUUACUCCAGCGCCAACCCGACAACCUCCCGGCUCUUGCUGCGCAGGCUCGACUUCAGUUUGCGCGUCGUGAAACGGGAGCUGCCCUCGUCACCUACCAGAAGAUCCUCGCCUUGAACCCCAACGCCCAGCCCGACCCCCGGAUAGGCAUCGGACUUUGUGCGUGGACGCUCGGCGACCGUGUCCGAGCGACGAUGGCUUGGGAUCGCGCCUUGGAACUUGACCCGUCGUCGUGGGCUGCUCGACUCAUGCUUGCGCUCGCCAACCUCAACAUGGCCCGCGAGCCGAACCACCCGAUGGACAAACGUUUGACGUACGAGUCCGAGGGUGUCUCGCAUGCUCAGAAUGCUUUCAAGCUCAACAACAAGAGCACUGCGGCUUCCCUCGUGCUCUCGGGUGUGGCUGCGCUCGGCGGACACAUCGAGCUUGCCUCCAAGCUCGCUGAGCGUGCCAUCCAGUACGCCGACAAUAAGCGUCAUGUGGUGAUGUCGAACUCGGAGCGAGGUCGACUCGGCUUCGUUGCCGGAGAUGUUGCCGACGCUGGUGUCUACAUCGCCGCUGCAAAGGGCGCGGACCAGCAGAACGUCAACAUGAUGGCCGAGUUGACCCUCGCCCAGAUCGCCAUCAAGAAUGGCAAUCUGCGAGAAGCUCUCAACUUUGUCGAGCAGACCGCGAAGCGUCUGAACGGCAAGCCUCCGCUCGAGUUCACCGUUCUCCACGCUUCUCUUCUGGCCUACCCGCAUCUGGGUAUGCCUGCGGAUGAGCUGGCGCGCAACCGUGUGACAGCCAGGGACAUGCUGUCUGGUAUUCAGGACCUUGUGUCCAAUGCCGACUCUGACGAGGACUGGGCAAAGCUGCGCGGAAUCGCGGCUGACAGUGACACUUUCGUUGAGCUCGCCAAGCUCUGGCAGGAGGAGAGCGUUGACAAGGCGAUCAACUCGUACCAGACGGCUAUCUCGAUCAAGGCGGACCUUGAGGAAGAGGACACGGCGACGCAGGAGACCAAGCCGGUCGACUACUCGGAGAUCAAGCUGAAGGCGAACCUGGCUGCGCUGUACGCGCUUCAGGGCCACACGGAGAACGCCGAGGCCAUGUUCCAGGAUGCGCUGUCAAAGCUGACCAAGGAGUCUGGACCGGAAGCGGACGCCAUGAAGACUGUCCUCGCAUACGACCUGGGACGGGCGUUCGAGCAGGGCGGUGACAUCGUCAACGCGCAGAAGUGGUACCGCGAUGUGCUGCACCAGCAUCCCGAACACAUGGAGUCGAAGGUCCGCCUCGCUCAUCUCGCUACCAUUGCUGGCCGCAAUGUCGAGGCGCACAACUACCUGAAGGAGUGUCUGCGUGCCGACGACUCAAACCUGACGCUGCGUUCGGUGUACACCAACUUCCUCAUCGGUAUCGGCUCGUUCAAGGAGGCGCUUAACUUUACGUCGCACACGCUCCGAUUGGACAAGACGGACCCGUACACGUUUACGGCGCUCGGAUGGCUGCACUACACGCUCGGCCGUGAAGCCAAGUCGCAGCAGGAUGUCGCCGAGCGACCAAAGCAGUACCUCCGCAGUGCCGAGGCGUACGAGCGCGCUCUUUCGCUCGACCCCACGAAUGCCGUCGCCGCGCAAGGCCUCGCGAUCGCCCUUGCCGAGAACACGCUCGUACCUAAGAACUUGCAGCCUGCUCCCGGUAGCGCCGAGGACGUCAAGACGCGAACACGACUUGCAGGCAACGCCCUCUCCGUUCUCGGUCGUAUCAAGGACUCUCUGCCCGAGGGUCCUGUGUCUGUGAACAUCGGCCACUGCUACUUCCUGCGUGGGGAGGAGCAGCGUGCCAUCGAGGCGUACGGAUCCGCUCUCAACAGCUACGGCGGACAUAACGUCUCGGUGCUCCUGUACCUCUGUCGUGCAUGGUUCACGUACGCGACGAAAGAGUCGAACGUGUCCGCGAUGUCGCAGGCGCUCUCAUAUGCGACGCAAGCUCUGCACAUCCAGCCCUCCGACCGAGCGAUCCUGUACAACAUCGGUCUCAUCCUUCAGAACGCGGCGACGAUCAUGCUCGACCUCGAGCCAUCGAAGCGCACAUUAGAGGAGCUGACGCACACGCUGAAGCGCGCCGAGGAGGCAGCGAGCAUCUUCCGCUCGCUGGCCGACGACAAGGCCGGCCCGCUGGCCUACGACCGUAACAUGGCGGACCAGCGUGCCAAGUUCCUGGACAGCAUUGUGUCGCGUGGCCAAGCCGAGGUGAAGAAGCAGGAGGCGUACGAGGCCGAGUUUGCCGCCCGAGUGGAGGAAGCGCGCCGCGUGCGAGCCGAGGAGCAGGCGCGGAUCGAGGCGCAGGCGGCGGCGCGCCAGGCCGAGAUCGACGCCCGUGCGGCGGAACUGGCGGAGGAGCGCCGGAAGGCGCGCGAGGAGGCGGCCGAGUGGCACGCGCAGCUGCAGGAGCAGAAGGCGGCGGACGAGCUGCGCAAGGCCGAGGCGAAGGAGGCCAAGAAGCGGCGGAAGGAGCGCGAGGCCGAGGAAGAAGGCGAGGAGGGCGGCGGGCGCAAGCGGCGCAAGUCGAAGAAGAAGCGUCGCGAGCGCGAGCAGUCCGAGAGUGAGCCCGAGCUCGAGCCCGCGCCCUCGGACGGAGAGGAGGACGAGGAGGCAGCCCAGGAGCGCCGGAAGCGCAACGCGCUCGCGGCGAUCAAGAAGAAGCGCGGCAAGGGGCGGGCGCGCCGCGAGGAUCCCGACGAUGAGGAGGACGCAGACACCGGAAGAGGAGGCAAGAAGUACAAGUCCAAGGCUAUCAUUGAGGACUCGGACGAGGAGAUGGACGAGCCCACGACUGCGCCUAGUCCGCCACAGGCUUCCAGCCCGCCGGCUAAUGGCGGCGGAAGCGAGGACGAGGCAGCGGCCAACGGACGUAGCGACGCCGGUAGCGACGGCGACGACAGCGAUUAG